Messenger RNA from Bufo bufo (common toad), 3660 nucleotides. It is a transcript of the gene PPFIBP2, whose product is annotated as PPFIA binding protein 2. Gene Ontology annotation, molecular function: protein binding. The record is from RefSeq and is a predicted model, not a curated record. Bases 571 to 3276 code for a protein of 901 amino acids. Gene Ontology annotation, cellular component: presynaptic active zone. NCBI's taxonomy places the organism in Eukaryota, Metazoa, Chordata, Amphibia, Anura, Bufonidae. Gene Ontology annotation, biological process: neuromuscular junction development. The transcript is spliced from 26 exons.
CGGCCAGCUAAGGUUACUUUCACACUAGCGGGCAGGACGGAUCCGACAGGCUGUUCACCCUGUCGGAUCUGUACACGUCUAUAGUCAUUCGUCCACCCGUUCCGGUUUAGGUAUACUGUUACAUAAUGUAGUCGAUUCUUCAUAAGGAACACCAACAACCUGCUCAUGAAAUACAAUACGUCAUCUCACCCCGCAAAGAAAAAAAAAAACAGCGCGCCCCCUUUAAAAUAACUCUUUGAACUUGGAAUUGCUGAAGAUGGAGCUCAGCACAGGAGAUGUCUCCCUGCACUUCCUUGUUAGUCAGCAGAGAAGAGAAGAGGCUGAACUUGAAAAUUUGUAGUAAUCAAAUUGUGGACGUUCUUGUUUUUCCUGGGCAGUGUUCAGCAUUAUUGCCAGCAUGUGCUUUUGGUGUGGUGUUCCCUCUUGCAAGGCUUGUCAUUAGCUUCAAAGUAAAGCAGUGUGAUGUGAUUACAGGGGACGACUUUCACAGAUUAAGGAGCCAAGGGGAGAGAUCUGUAGCCCUCGGAAUACAGAAAGAGCAGAAAAAUAAGGUGACAGACUACAUCGAACAUGGCUUCGGACGCCAGUCAUAUGCUUGAGGCGGCCUUAGAGCAAAUGGAUGACAUCAUAGCAGGCACCAAGGCAGUCACAGAAUUUGCCAACAGAGCCUUUGACGUGGGAUCCCCGGUGCCGUCGGAAUAUUUUGGAACUAUAACAAUUUUGCAUCUAAUAGAGGAGUUAAAAAUGUCCCUGGAAAUGGUGGAAAACCCCGAAGAACGAGAAGCAUUGCGGAACCAGAUCCCCAACGCGACGGCGUCCUAUGUCAUCGCGUGGCUAGAGAGUAACCUGGUUAACCAUACAGUCGUCAAUAAUGAGACGUAUCAAGAGCGACUGACGCGUCUGGAAGGCGACAAGGAAUCUCUUAUUUUACAGGUGAGCGUCCUCACCGAUCAGGUGGAGGCCCAAGGCGACAAGAUCCGGGAUCUGGAAUCCUGCGUAGAGGAGCAUCAUUUAAAACUUAAUGCUACCGAGGAAAUGCUCCAGCAGGAGCUUCUGAGCCGGACCUCUCUAGAAACCCAAAAGUUGGACCUAAUGGAUGACAUUUCGAACCUAAAGAUCAAGCUGGUCGGUUUGGAAAAAGAGAAGAACGACUGCGAAGACUCUCACAACAAGGCAGAGAUGCUAAUACAAGAACUUAAAAGCCUCAAAAUUAAAGUGGAGGAACUGGAAAAUGAGAGAGUGCAGUAUGAGUGGAUACUCAAGGCAACAAAGGCUGAAAUUGCUCAACUCCAGGAGCAGCUGGCACUGAAAGAUGCAGAAAUUGAGCGCUUACAGAGCCAGAUAUCUUCAAGGACAGUUGCACAAAAUGAAUCUUCGGAAAGAGAAGAAGUAUUUAAGAGGAGGAUAAAAGAGAAACAUCAAGAAGUUCAGAGGCUAAAAUUGGGGAUGGAGACAUUACUAGCGGCAAACGAAGAAAAAGACUUUCGAAUCGAGGAACUUACAAUGCUUCUAAACCAAUACAGACGAGUAAAGAACUUUGUGAUGGCAACACAUGGCUCUUCUGAAAGAAUACUUUCUGCCUGCAGUGAAGAUGAGGUGGAAUCUACCAAAAAAUUGAUUCCAAAAAAUAACCAGACUAUGGAGUUACUGAAUUCUGAGGUGUGUUCCAUCGCGUCUUCUCCAACUGCUCCAACCUCCCCUCCUCAAAACAUCCUGGAAAAUGGGAUCAGCACGCCUAGUCCUUCAGAAAAUCUUAACUCGCCACAAGAAGAAAACUUAGACCACAGGAAUAGAGUCCAACCCCGACAACUAUCCACCAGCUUGGAAGAUUUGCAAAGCGCAUCUACGGAAAAGCAUGCUGAUGGGGAAAUCUCAGAGCCUGUUGUAACAGAACCUGUUGUAACGUCUGAGAGUAAAGCAGAUCCUAGGUACCAGACUUUACCGGGAAAACUGUCUCGCGCCACUCCAAAUGGGUCACAUGAUGCCUACAGAAAACCUGCUUCCCAGAAUGCUUUGCACAUAAACAGCGAAGUGAAUGGAAUUCAGAGCUUGUGUGAAACGGAAAACAACCUGGACAUCACCUUUAAUGACCUGUCUUCUGGGGGAAGUGAAUCCGGCCCACAGUCACCGCUGUCUCCCGAGGGCAAGAAGAGCCCAAAAGGCAUCAAAAAGUUUUGGGGAAAAUUAAGGAGAACGCCCUCAGGAAACUUCCAUACAGAUGAAUUAGGAUUGUCUGAAUUCAAAAGAGGGGGAAUGAGAGCUACAGCAGGACCGAGGCUCUCGAGAACCAAUGAUCCCCGCAGCAAAAAUAGUGAUUAUAACGCCCCUUUUGCUCAGUGGAGUAACGAGCAGGUCUGUAACUGGUUGGAGGACUUUGGCUUGGGACAAUACGUCAUCUUUGCCCGGCAGUGGGUGACCUCGGGUCAAACCUUGCUAACGGCCACACCUCAGAGCCUGGAGAAGGAACUUGGCAUAAAACAUCCACUGCACAGAAAGAAGUUGCAGCUGGCCAUCAGCGCCAUCAGCUCCAAAAAAGAUGAAAAAUCGGGGCAGCUAGAUCACAUGUGGGUGACACGAUGGCUAGACGACAUCGGCCUGCCGCAGUACAAGGACCAGUUCCACGAAGCCCGUGUUGAUGGGAGAAUGCUUCAAUACUUAACUGUGAAUGAUCUCCUGUUCCUGAAGGUCACGAGUCAGCUGCACCAUCUCAGUAUUAAAUGUGCCAUCCAUGUACUACAUGCAAACAAGUUCAACGCCAACUGCCUGCGCAGGAGACCCGCCGACGAGAAUAACAUCUCCCCAUCAGAAGUGGUGCAGUGGUCCAACCACCGAGUCAUGGAGUGGCUGAGAUCUGCAGAUCUGGCCGAAUACGCGCCGAAUCUGCGCGGAAGUGGAGUUCACGGCGGCCUUAUUAUCCUUGAACCGCGGUUUAACUCCGAUACCCUCGCCAUGCUCUUAAACAUUCCACCCCAGAAGACCCUACUGAGGAGACAUUUAGCUACAAACUUCAGCCUGCUGAUUGGUCCAGAAGCUCAACAGGAGAAACGGGAGAUUAUGGACUCUACCACUUACACAGCCCUGUCUACCACUGCCAAAGUCCGGCCAAAGAAACUCGGACUCUCUCACUUUGGUAACCUGCGCAAGAAGAAGCUGGACGACUCCACAGACUACGUAUGUCCUGUGGACGCCAGCCCCCCGAAGAGCGACUUCAAGACCCCCAACAACAGUUCCAUCAAAGAGGCAGACAAACUGGACCAGGUGGGCAGACUAAUCUGAGGGCAUCUGCACCUUCCUCACCCCUCAUUGUCGUCUGUGUGUCUAACCACGCAUCGCCUCGUACCCUGUCACUACCAGCAUGGCGUCACCCAGGACACAGACUCUGCCCUCUAACCUCUAUCUGUAUUACCAAGCAUGGCCUGGACCGGGAGUUGCCUGUAAUCACUGACACUUUACAGAUUUUAUACAGAAUUUUAAUUUAUCCAGAAAUAUUUAACUAGAGAUAAGAUUAUACAUGGUGUAAAUACUCGCUGCACAGAGCUUCUAUUUUUUUGUGCUAUAUAAUGUAAGGAAAUGAGCGUCCGUGUAAGAAUGUUACGUUGUGAGGAGGACUGACCCCCCCCAACCGAUCAGAUCUGAGAAAAUAAAUGAACCUAAUUAUUA